AUGUCCCAGCGAGUCAACCAGAUUGCCGGCCACCUCGGCCAGACUGCCCCCGGUCCGCUGCUCAAGGGCCAGGUCGCCAUCGUGACCGGCUCGGGCCAGGGUAUCGGCAAGGCGGCCGCCGUCCUGUUUGCGGCGCACGGCGCCCACGUCGUCGUCAGCGACCUCGACGCCAAAAAGUCGGCCGACGUCGCCCAGGAGAUUGUCAACUCGGGCGGCAGCGCCAUCUCGAUCGCCGGCAACGUCAUGGACAAGGACUACGGCGAGCGCGUCGUCAAGGGCGCCAUCGACAAGUGGGGCAAGAUCAACAUCAUUGUCAACAAUGCCGGCUUCACGGCCGACAAGAUGGCGCACACGACCGACGACGAGACGUUCCAGCUGAUGCUCGACUGCCACGUCGUGGCGCCCUUCCGCAUCAUCCGGGCGGCGGCGCCCUACAUGCGCAUCAAGGACGCGAGCAAGCGCGAAAACAUGUCGAUCAUCAACAUCUCGUCGACGUCGGGCACGCACGGCAACGUCGGGCAGGUCAACUACUCGGCGGCCAAGUCGGCCGUGCUGGGCCUGACCAAGACCAUGUGCAAGGAGUGGGGACCGUUUGGCGUGCGCGUCAACUGCGUCGCCUUUGGCUGGAUCCAGACGCGCCUCACGGCCGCCAAGGAGAAUGGCGAGAGCAUCGUCGUCAACGGCAAGGCCAUUGCGCUCGGCAUCCCCGGCCGCGGCAAGGCCGCCGCUGCCGCCGACACCGGCAGCAAGGUGACGGGCACCGAGGACAUCCCCCUCGGCCGACCUGGCCUGCCCGAGGAAGGCGCGGCCGCGCUCCUCUUCUUUGCCAGCCCGCUCGCGUCGUACGUCAGCGGCCAGACGCUCGAGGUCACCGGCGGCCGUGGCAUCUAA
Messenger RNA from Pseudozyma flocculosa PF-1, 891 nucleotides. RefSeq lists its product as uncharacterized. The record is from RefSeq and is a predicted model, not a curated record. The coding region runs from base 1 to 891 and encodes 296 amino acids. Gene Ontology annotation, molecular function: oxidoreductase activity. Lineage: Eukaryota; Fungi; Basidiomycota; Ustilaginomycetes; Ustilaginales; Ustilaginaceae. The transcript is spliced from 3 exons.